AUGGCGGCCAACGAGUCAUCGGCAGUACCGCCGCCUCCACCGCAACAACAGAAGAAACGUUUCUUCAGUUCGCAGACCAAACAACAGCGACAGGUGUUCAAUAUGAAGAACUUCUGGUCGGACGCACCGUCUAAUCGACGAUCGAUGACAACAGCUGCGACUGCAUCGGUAAAGACAAAAACAAUGUCAAACAAAUCGUCGUCAUCAUCGACGGCGGCCAAUAUAUUUGAUGUACAGUAUCGGUGGCGACCGAAAACCACUAUCGAUACUAACGAUAAUAAUAACGCCACCGUUGCUGCCCAACGAGUGGUAACGGUAUCCGCUGUUACCGCUGCAACCGCUGCUGUCAAUAAUACUCGACGACAACGACGACAACCAAAACAACAACAGUUGUCGCCAACAAUACCCGACUCGACUGGAUAUACUGUUCACUCAUCCGUGUCGUCGUCCUCUUCCGCGGCCUCAUUGUCGCCCAACAACGGCAAUACCAACAACAACAACAACUCGCAUGAGAUCUAUUUGGCCAGUACUCCGUCGGCCACCAAUGCCUCACAGUUGACUACACGUACUAAAACAUACAAUAGACAAACACGAUUGGCUACGGCAGCCGGACAUACGGUACAGGAGAAAACUGUUACGACAAAGACUAUUAGUGUGGUUACCAAUGAUAUUGUGGUGUCGUCGGAGGCUAUGGAUGCCGCCGCAGCCGCCGACCACAACAGUAAUGUGUCGUCCGAUGAUUGUUUGGACACCGGAAGAAACAGUGUUGACAUUGAUUCGAUGGACAUCACAGCGUUGACCACAACAGAAACGACAGCAUCGACAACAACAACAACAACGGCCAGUAGUGUCCAAGCAAUCACAACACCCGAUGAUAUUGUCGACGACGACGACAUGAUGUUACCUACGACAGAGUUGUUGUCUUCAAACACCACCGACACCGUCACCACCACAACAACUACAACAUCAGACACAACGAUAGCCGCAUCUCCUCCGUCAUCCAUGUCAUCAAUGAUCACAACCACAACAACAAUAGCUGAUACCUCAACCGCCGCCAGCGAUCAAGUGAUAGCCGCCGCCGCCAAACCAAAGCGUAAAAUCUUUUCGUCGUUACACAAGAAGAACCGGACGGCUGUAUUCAAUACGAAAAACUUUUGGACAUCCGGUACGAUGGACUUUACCGACGACGACGGCAAUCCGAUUGGCUCGGAAUCGAUGACAGCCACCAGUGCUUCCAGUGGUGGCAGUACGGGUGCCGCCAGUGCCUCAGGCGCGACCACAACGACUGCGGCCGGCGCGGCCAACAAAAACAAGUUGUCCGACGAGUUUGACAAAGAGGACGACUAUGUGGUACUGCAUCGGGUGAAGAAGGCUCACCAAUGCCACGAUUUGGGCGAAACGGAACAGUUUGACGACGAUAUUAAAUAUCAUUUAAGUGGUAUCGAUGUGUCCAACUCGUCGGCCAUGAGAUGUCUCAGUAUCUUAGGUCUCACCCAACAGGCGAUGCGACCCGAGUUUCGUAUGCAUUUGCGGGCACACGACGACAUGCCGCGCAUUAUCAGUGCCUUAAUGGACGCUCCGACCGACGCCAAUCUGGCUUUAUGUACGGCUUGUCUGAUGUUUGUCUACAGUCAGGAUCGGCUGACAAUGGACAUCGAUCCCAAUGCACUGGCGCUGAUGCUUCAGUUGCUUGAAACUCGGAGCGAUGAGUGCAACGGUGUGGACAGUCGUCAUCGGGACAAAGUAAAAGAAAUGUGCGAACAGAUGAAGAAUAAGGGCAUACAUGUGGCCAAGUAUCUGAAACUGACGGAAAUUACUGCCGGUAAUCUAGCAAUGGAAACACUAUUGGGACUGACAUCGAAACGAGCUGGCGAUUGGUUUAAGGAAGAGUUGCGUCGAAUCAAAGGCAUCGACUUUAUAUUGGAUACUGUCCUCCGGUGUGCCGAACAACACGAAGAUGAAGGACUGAUGAUCAAAAUCGACCGGUGUAUGCAUGUCCUCGAAAAUGUUACCUUAAAUAACACCGAAAAUCAAGUCUAUCUACUCGAAUACAAGAACGGCCUACUUAUCAGCACCUGUAUCCGAUUACUUCAUUCAUGCAAAUAUCGGAUACUGGCGUCCAAUGACUCGAAAGUGUUUUUAUCGGCCUUUUUCUCGAUUCUUCGAGUCUUAACUCAUCUAACAUCGGAAAGUGUUGACGGCUGUUCGACAAUCGGUUCGUACGACGGUAUCAUUGAUUUGCUACUCGAAUCGAUCAUCGAAUUGCCAUCGUUUAUCAUGUCUGACCAGCGAUUCGAUCUAAUGGUCAUACUAUUGUGCCUAUGCAUCAAUUUGGUUGAAUUUUGUCCACAAAUGCGCGACUUGGUUAUCAAUAAUCGUUUGAAGCUCCGGGAUAUCAUCGAUCUAUUGUUUCGUCGUAUACAAGAAGCACAACGAACCGAACAGCAAACCGAUGAACUGUUGGAAUCGCAUGAAAAAGUCCAGAUGACCGAAGCCAUGCGCGAUUCACUGUUGCACACAAUGCUGUCCCAAUCGGGUAACCAUAUGGAGCACAGCAUAAUCGCUGCCUGUAUAUCCCUACUGCUAGGCUGUACCAUACAGGACAACAUGAGAUAUACCAAUGCAGUCCGGGAUACUCUACCUAACGGUUCGUUUGAUCCGUUAGUCGAAGUAUUGCAAAAGCUCCGGGAUUUUGCAUAUCUAGCUGAUAUAAUGACCAAAAAAGGCAAAGAAAGAGUCGACCGAAUCAUUCAAGUUUUCAAAGCGUCCUAACAAUGAAUUAUUAGUGAUUAGUAAUUGGUUUUCAAAAAAAAAAUAAUUAUAUCAUUAAUUAUACACUAAUAAUAACACACACACACACACAUAAAAAUCAUAUGACAAUACUAUUUGA
Messenger RNA from Oppia nitens, 2890 nucleotides. It is a transcript of the gene wapl, whose product is annotated as wings apart-like protein homolog. The transcript is spliced from 8 exons. Lineage: Eukaryota; Metazoa; Arthropoda; Arachnida; Sarcoptiformes; Oppiidae. Gene Ontology annotation, biological process: regulation of chromosome condensation. The record is from RefSeq and is a predicted model, not a curated record. Bases 1 to 2772 code for a protein of 923 amino acids.